Plectropomus leopardus (leopard coralgrouper) is the source of this 663-nucleotide messenger RNA. The record is from RefSeq and is a predicted model, not a curated record. NCBI's taxonomy places the organism in Eukaryota, Metazoa, Chordata, Actinopteri, Perciformes, Serranidae.
CCGCAGGGCACCAUGAACUGCCUCCGAAAUGAGCCCCAACUCAGCAGAUCCGAGGAGCUGCGGCGCCUCGAGAGGAGCCAGGAGGUGAUAGAAAUGAACGAGGAGAUCUUAGGUAUGGAGGGCGAUCCGGACCUCCAGUUCCUCCUGCAGGGGGGAGACCUCCUCAAGGUCCUCUCCCCGUCCUGGAAGAAGACCCGCUACUUCAGACUCAUGGAGGACUGCAAGACCAUCUGGCGCGAAUCGAAGAGAACCUUCAAGUCCAGCCAGACGUUCUCACUCGAUGACAUCGCAGCGGUGCGGAUGGGCCGUCACUCCGAGGGCCUGAAGAAGAACACGGAGGCGCAGGUGGAGGGCCGCUGCUUCUCCAUCAUGUUCAAGGGCCACCACAAGAACCUGGACCUCAUCGCCAGCUCGGAGGAGGAAGCCAAGCAGUGGGUCAACAGCCUGAAGAAGAUGGUCUCCAAAUUAAACAACCUCAACCCCCAGCAGAAGACAGAGCAUUGGAUCUACACCUGCCUGAUGAAAGCAGACAAAAACAAGGAUGACAAGCUGACUAAGUCGGAGGUCAAGAACUUCCUGCGUCUCAUCAACAUCGAGGUGGAGGACGAAUACAUGGACAUGCUCUUCAAGGUGAUGCCCUCAGAGCUUUUUAAUGAGUCCUAA